Messenger RNA from Zea mays, 1782 nucleotides. RefSeq lists its product as uncharacterized. The coding region runs from base 411 to 1460 and encodes 349 amino acids. The transcript has 4 exons. NCBI's taxonomy places the organism in Eukaryota, Viridiplantae, Streptophyta, Magnoliopsida, Poales, Poaceae. The record is from RefSeq and is a predicted model, not a curated record. Gene Ontology annotation, molecular function: protein binding.
CAAAGUCACUCCGGCCCCACCUCCACCUCCAGUAAUAAAAAAAAACUCCCAGUCUCUCUCCGUGCCGUCCGCUGUUCGGCUCCGGAAGUCCCCAUCCGCUCCACCUCUCCUCCUCCACUCCCCCGCCCCACUGAUCGCGGCGGUGAGGGUUCUUGGUGGCCAGCGACUCGACCUGAACGCGUGCGGCGCCGAUCGGGGUUUGGGUGUCGGAGGACGUGGUGUGUGGAUUGGAGGUUAUUAUGUAGGAUCUGGGGCGGAGGAUUUCAGUUCGAUUAUGCUGCCGUUUUAGUCUUCUCGACGCAUGUGUUUGCGAUCAUGCAAGAACAUGCUCUUUCUACAGCUCGUUGAAGUUUUAAAUUAUAUUGGCAUUCGUGUUGUCAAGUCUGAACUAAAGCCUCAGCCAAGGUGGCAUGUCUGCUAAGGUGCCAAGGUGCCUAGAAGUUUGUUCCAGUGGCAUGGCGGAUUGGGCCUCUAUUCAAACGGAUAUUCUUGGUAUAAUAAUAAAGAAGCUUCCAAUCCCUGAUUACAUUAGAUUCCGUGCUGUGUGCACAUCUUGGAACAACGUCUGCAAGGAUGUGUCAUACUGUCCAAGGGUGGACCCAUGGCUGAUGCUCCCCCCAAACCAGAAUCCUCUUGGUGCUCAGUUCUUUUGCAUUCCUGAAAGAAAGAAUCAAAGUAUCCGCCUCCCUAACACCGCCUCACUGUUCGAAUCGGUCUGGGCUCCGGUUGGUUCUUCCAAUGGAUGGCUUAUCUACUUCAGUCACACUUACGGAACCAUGCAGCUGGUUAACCCUGUAAGUGGCAAACAUAUCCAGCUCCCCCCGAUAGGGCGCAGGACCUUCUCUAAGGCCAAGCUGCUUGAAAUCAGCGAGAGGAACUUCAUCGUCGCUGUCCUCUAUGGUGAUGAGAAAGGCUACAAAAUAACACGGAAAGGGUCCAGCAACUGGUCGUCGGUCGAGUCAAAAUUCAUUUUGGAUGACAUCAUCAAGCAUGGAGGCCGGCUAUACACGUGCGACAUGUAUGGCACAGUGGAGAUGUGGGCAGAGCCGCCCCGCGCAUGGCCAGACGAGGAAGUCACGCAUCGGUGGAGGUUCCGCUGUCUUAUAGAGACCCCAGCUGGUGAUCUGGUCAGGGUUAAGCGCCUGUGCCAGAACAAGUUUGCUGUUUGGAUAUUGGACAAGGCGAGCUCUUCCUGGGUUGGGACCGAGAACAUUGGGGAUCUCGCGCUGUUUGUGAGCCACUACAACUCAUUCUGUUUCCCUGCCAGUGGCCAGCCCAACCUGAAAGCGAACUGCAUCUACUUCAUCGACAUCUACAACAACCUGUGCGCUUUCAACCUUGAGCAUGGGACCAAGGAACUCGUCCAAACUCUUACCAUCGGCCGAGGCCAAGGGCGCAAUGACUACCACCGCUGGCCUGAGCGAGACCAGGUCUUAUGGUUUAUCCCUUCACUAAAGUAAAUACUGAAGGUAAUGGUGGAUGAUGCGUGUCCGUUUACCCACCCAGAGAUGGAGCUCAUAUAGUACUGUAGGCUCCUCCUAUGGACGGCCAUUUAUCCCGAUAUGAAGGUCGUAUAGUAUCCUGUAUUUCCAAAGUAUUGGAUGUCGCACAUGCAACUGCAGGUCUAUGUAUAUGAGUACCGAACAUCGUCUUAACUUGUUGCUAAAGCAACUGUUUGAACCAUUUGAAGCUUUCGUUUCAAGCUGUCUUGGCCUGUAAACUAUUCCGAAUUUUCAAGUUCCUUGAGGAUUGAAAAAAAACCUAGAAAGCUUCCUCAGUCAA